Messenger RNA from Talaromyces amestolkiae, 5964 nucleotides. RefSeq lists its product as uncharacterized. Gene Ontology annotation, biological process: regulation of transcription by RNA polymerase II. The record is from RefSeq and is a predicted model, not a curated record. Gene Ontology annotation, cellular component: Set3 complex. NCBI's taxonomy places the organism in Eukaryota, Fungi, Ascomycota, Eurotiomycetes, Eurotiales, Trichocomaceae. The transcript has 2 exons. Bases 1 to 5964 code for a protein of 1987 amino acids.
AUGUCCUCGCGCUUCCCCAAUUCAUCCGGGUAUUCUUCCCGCGGAGAUCGUUCACCACCUCAGCGCUAUUCAGAUCGCCGACCUUCAUUACCGCCGGGUCCUCGAGAUGACCCGAACCUGACCCCAUUAGGUCGCGAACCGCCGCGAGGCCCAAAGGCAUUGAUUGAUGCGCCUCGUGGAGGGUACUCCGGCCGCGGUCGAGGCUAUCCACCACGCAAUGACUUUCGCGAUCGAGACCGAGAUAGAGAUCGCGACAGAGACCGUGACCGAGACUUUCGCGAUGGACCACCCUUUCGCAGAGAUGACCGCGAUAGAGAUUGGCCUCGUCGAGAUCGCGUAGAUCGGGAUUUCGAUGCCCGCGACGGUCGUCCGCCUUUUCGCCGGUCGCGAUCACCUCAACCACGCGAUCCGCGAGACUUUAGAGACAAUCGCGACCUUGGACCCCGCGACGGCGACAUUGUGCGCAUGCGGCGCAACUCUAGGGAUAGUCUUGUAUCGAGCUCAUCGAAUCCCGGUGAUGGACCAUCUGAAAUUAGAGAAAUCAGAGAGAUCAGAGGAAAUCAGGGCAUAGGGCAUCCGCCUCCAAUGAGAGGUGGACUCGGGCGCGGUCGUGGUCGCGGUGAUUGGGAAGGUGGUCGCGGACGAGGUCGAGGACACUUUCUAGAUGAUCGCGAGAACUUUCGCCGUCGAAGUAGGUCCCGCGACGGUUGGUGGGAGCGGGAAAGAGAACGGGACUUUAGAGACCGCGACCGCGAGUUUGACCGACGAGAUCGAUUUGAUCGUCGCGAUGACGAACGACGACCAGAUCGAGAUGACCGUGAUCGCCCGAUCGAACCAUGGAAGAAGGAUAUCAUUCCACCUCGGUCAGAGGCUCGUGUUCCCUCCGGCCCAAGAAGCAGUUCCAUUUCACCGGCGGGUCCACUGAAUCCUUCACGACCUGAGCCUAAACCAGAACAAACAGCCGAACCAACUCGCAAACCUUCCGUGGCAGCUCUACCACCCGUAAGAGAUCCUCGCAGGGAUUCAGACCGACCCGACCUUCCAUUGUCGCGCACAGAAAUGCUCAGAGAAUCAAUCGCGCCAAAGGGAUCGCCACCGCCAUCUGCACCCCAGGUUCCUGCUUUUGGAUCUGUUACUCUUCCUCCGAGUCUUCUUUCGAUUGAAAAGUCCUCUUCACAACCUUCAUCUCAGCCACCUUCGCAAGCACCGCCAGUCACAGCAACACCCAACAAGCCCGAACGGAGUCGAGCAGAUAUCAUAUCUUCUGCCACGAAGGAACCUCCCAAAGAAGCUCCGACAGAACCCAAAGCCUACCGCAGUGACAAGGCACAGGUCAGCAUUCCUGCUCCGAAGGAACAUGUUGAAUCCUCUCGCUUGGAUUUACCAAGUCGAGCUUCCAAGCCGGCUCCAACGGGACCCGCAGCCUCCCUCGAGCAACCAAGUCGCGAUGUGUCUCCUCCCACUGCUCCAGCUUCAUUGAAGCGAGACUCGAUUCCAGCAGAGCCUCGAGCUCACCAUGACAAUUCUGCUACCGCUUCUCCCCCGUUAGGUCCCGCAGCUACCUCACCAGUACAAUCGCGGUCACAGUUACCACCCGCAGGUCGUGGUGGCUCUCCCCAGACUUCACCGCGAAUGACGUUUGGCAGUGUUCCCACUGGACCUCGUGCCGGAGUUAGACAGUCUUCUCGCGGUGGCCAUGCAAAAAGUAAGCAGUGGCUCCGUCCUGGAUAUAAUCGUGUUCCUCCGUCAACCACCUCCCUCGGUAACCGGCAGGAGUCACAUGAAGAUGCAGACUUGGACGAAUCAAACCCCGCUGUUGAAGAGAAGAGGCCCCUUGAGGACAAGCAUGACGAAGAACUUCAGCCUGUUGACAAGGUGCUUGAAAAGGUUGAAUCGCACAAAAUCGAAAAAGACAAACCACUUGAUACCGCACCGUCAGUGAAAGCACCAACUGAGGCAGCCAAGAUACAGGAUCAAAGUCUGGAAGCAAAGCAUGAAGGCGAUGGAACUCCUUCUAUACCUGACUUUACACGUUCUAGUGAUGAGGAAGAAGAAGAAGAAAAUAUGAUUUUCACCGAAGACUAUCUUCAAGAUCGAAAGAAUCGCUACGAAACGGACAUGCGCGCUCUGGAAAGCCAAAUACCACUGCCAAUAUUGGAGGAUCCCGUGAUUGUUAACUUGCUCAUGAAAGUUCAGUUGUUGGGCAUGAUGAUUGAUGACAGUGUCCCCGAAGAACCAGAAGCAUCUGUUGUUGAGACUUAUGUGGACGAAAUUUCAAACAAAGCAGUGCCCGCUCCAACCUACAAAGAGGAGAUGGAUGUUGAUGGGACUGUUACUGCCCCGGCAAAGGAAGUCACUCCAGCUGAGGCUGUCAAGAAAGAGACGAUCACUGUUGAUAGUUUGCCGUUCUUGGUCUCUGGUCCUCCCACUCCGAUUUCAGAACUUGACGUUUAUCAAGAGAAUAUCAAGACCCACGAGCGGAUUCAAGAAGCAAUUCGCAACACCGUCGCAAAACAGCGCAAAGAUGCAUCGGAAAAGAACAAACGAUUACGAGAGGAGUAUGCUACGCUAUACAGACCUUGGCGAUUGACUGUACGAGAACUAGACCACAAGAAAGACGAGGAGAGAAAAGAAAGUACGCCCAGUGCAGCCACACCACCUGUGACACCAGCUCCAGCUCCAGCUCCUGAAGGCCGUGAAGGUAGACGAUACAAAGGUAACAGCGAGCUCGAUUUCCAGAACGCGCUCAAAGCAUCUGCAAUUUCUGCCCAGGAAGAGUUUGAGCGUCGUCGUCGGAUGGAGGCCACAGCGCGGCCGGACCUGGACAAAGAGGCUGUCGUGCCGGAUAUGCUUGAAAAGUACGAGAUUGAAGCUGGGAUCUUCAAAGAUACCAACAACAAGAUCGACCCUGCCGAUGCUUUGGUGGUUUAUGGCUUCUAUCCACCACCGGACGACUUUACAGAAGAAGAACACAAGUUGUUUACCGACGCUUUCAUGGCCUAUCCCAAGAAAUGGGGCAAAAUUGCUGAAGAGUUGCCGGGACGUACUUAUGCUCAAUGCAUCAGUCAUUAUUACAUGACCAAGGAGGAAAUCAAGUACAAGGCGAAACUGAACAAGAGGUGGCGAUCCCAGCGACGCGCAAGAAAGUCGACUACGCGACCCAAGUCUAAUGCUCUCAUGUCCGAUUUGAAGGCGGAUGGUGAUGAUGAAGAGAGUGUUCAAAUGACCGAAACCGGACGACCUCGUCGUGCAGCUGCUCCGACGUUUGGAGGUGACUCGACAACCGAAGCUGAAAACUCACGUCGCGGUAAUACCAAGGAGAACGAACAGGGCGAGAAGCCUGCUAGCAGACGUGGUAGAGGUGGUGCUGGUUCGAGAGGAGGAAGAAKAGGUCGAGCUGCUGCACAACAACAGCAACAGCAACCGCAGCAGCCGCCGCCUACGCAGCUUCCCCAGGUACAACCGCAAUCUUUACCACAGCAAACGCAAGCCGUCCAGCCUCCUUUGCACAUACAGGCACAACCACAAACUGCCCCUCCUCAGCAACCUCUUCCGUCUUCAACAGCUCUCGCUCCUGGAGUUCCGCUCAUCGCGAAGCAGGAACCUCAUGUGGUUGAAAGUCUAUACGAACCAGCCGUCAAGAUCAAAGAGCCGGAGCCAAACAACGAGGACAUUAUCCCACGGAACAAGCCUGCCCGUCGCAACAAAGAUUCCAUCUAUGUGUUUGAUGCUUCUGUUGAUUAUGACGCUCCUAAGCCUUCCUAUGAAAUGGGAUAUGGCGCAAUGCAGCCGACAAGUUACUGGUCAGUUCCGGAAGUGCGAGACUUUCCGAUUUUGCUGGCGCAUUUUGGGCGCGAUUUUGAGGGUAUAUCGAAUUUCAUGAAGACAAAGACCCCGAUAAUGGUCAAAAAUUACUACCAACGCAAGAUUGAUUCCGGCAAUAAUGAGUUCGAGGAGAUUGUCAAGGUUACCGAAGUCAAGAAGAUGCGAGGCGAACCUACUGGCCCCUUGCCAACGCCAAAUCCUACCGUCAAGAGGCGCUAUGAAGCCACACCGUCUGCAGUAACACCCCGACCACUUGCUCCGCACACCGACAUGGAUCAUCCUGAAGAUGGUCGUAUGGGGCAGAAGAAGGUUGCGGCUAUAUCCCCGCCGCGUACUGUCCAAGAACUUGCUCCCGAUCGAAACGUGGGCAGGUACCAACCAUUGGCACAAGCUACUGGGGCACCUGGUACAAGUGUGAUCAUGUCGGAUGACCCGUUGCGUAGCCUGCGUCCAUCUGGAGCUCCUCCUGCGCCUCGAAGCUUCACUGGUCCCGGUCCCCGUAUGGGAUAUUUUACAGAAGAUCGACGCGAAGGACGAACGGCUUCAGGAGGCGCAUUGUCUGGAUCACGUGGUCCUGAACUGCAGCCAUCCCCUCGAGUCGCCCCAACUGUGCAGAGCCAUGAUGUCGGUCGGAUGGAGCCUUUGCCUCAGCAGUUGCGAGCACGACCGGAUUUCCACGGGCCUGGACAGUAUCAACCUGGACAACCUCCGGUUUAUAUGCAGGCUCAGCAAGGUGUACAACCAUCAGCUAUGCCAGGCUCACAUUCUCGAAAUGCUAGUCUGACUGGCGUAACGGCACCUGGCUCUCCAGCACAACAAUUGCGUCGGCAUACACCUGACAUUUCUCCGAUUCGUCGUUCUUCGUUCGGUCAGACGCAACCGCAGCCAGGAUACUAUGGAUAUGCUGCAGCCAAUGUUCUUCCAAAGACGGUUUCACCUGUCAAGGAGUUACCUGCACCCGUUGCUUCACAAGAGCCUCCUCGCCAGGUGCCUGCCAAGCGAUCUAACAUCAUGAGCAUUCUAAAUGACGAACCAGAAGAACUUCCACCUCGCAAACGUUUUGCAAGCGAGAUGGUCUCGUCGCCAAGGUUGGCCUAUGGUCAGACAGAUGCGGUUCCAGCGACCUCAAAUCUUCGCCACGAGGAAAAAGCAUCAUACUUUCCUGCUCAGCAACAAUCGUCGCAUGGGCCACCUCCUGGACGUCCGGCAUAUGAUUAUCCUCCGUACGCACCAUCUUUAGGCAACCCCCCCGCUGGCGGUCCACCAAAUCACGAUUGGAUGGCUAGGUUUGACCCGCGUAGUCAAACCCAGCAAUCUGCAGAACCCGUCCGGCAAGCUCCUCAGGGUCAGUAUGGUGCUGGUUAUCAAUCUUCGCAAGCUGGAUCAAACAGUCAACCCCCUACUCCUCAGAGCAAUGCUCCAAGCGGAGGUCAUCGUGGGUAUCAGGGAUAUCCGCCACCACACGGUCAAGGUGCACCUACACCGCCGCUUUUGGCGUCCAACCGUGAUCCUCGAGAUAUUCGCGAUCCUCGUGACUCCUACCGCCAAAAUGCCGCGUCUCCUCCCCCUCAUCAAAAUGUGAUGUAUGGUUCGCGCCAGGUGCAGUCACCGGCUCAGUCCCCUGCCCCUUCAUUAAGUAUGCCUCAGCCUCGUCAACCCUCUGGCCCUGGACCUUCGUAUGGCUCGUCGGCACAUCCACAGACGUCGUCACCUCAUCCAUUGGCGCCUCAGCMCCGAUCGAGCCACAGCGGUCAUCAAUCAUACCAACAGCAUGUGCAGGCGAUGGUGAGCGGACAGCAAGGACAACCUGCACCACCUUCUAGCCGACCAUCCAUUGGUAUGGCCGCCAACGCUCCAUCAACAUACGGAUCAUCAGCGCCUCCAGCGCAGCCGCAGCAGCAACAGUCUGGAGGUCCGUACCGCCCUGGCUCACUCGGCAAUCCUCUUCCACGACCUUAUACACCGCCCUCCGGUGUCCAUGCGCCUCCACCAGCUCCUACGCUAGGAGGGAUUCCGUAUCCUAACGGACCCGGCGGCGCACAUAUGCACCACAAUGCAUAUCCUCACCCGCACGAACCUCAACAUCCUAGUCAUCAUAGGGUAUAUAGUCAGGGAGGAUCCGCGCCUCCAUCGAGAUGA